This is a messenger RNA of Monascus purpureus, 243 nucleotides long. The record is from the annotation of a GenBank genome assembly. NCBI's taxonomy places the organism in Eukaryota, Fungi, Ascomycota, Eurotiomycetes, Eurotiales, Aspergillaceae.
AUGCCUCGCGAAGUCUCCGAUAUCAAGCAGUUCAUCGAGAUCUGCCGCCGGAAGGAUGCCUCUUCCGCCCGCAUCAAGCGCAACCGUAAGACCCAGCAGAUCAAGUUCAAGGUCCGGUGCCACCGCUUCGUCUACACCCUCGUCCUGAAGGAUUCCGACAAGGCCGAUAAGCUUAAGCAGAGCUUGCCCCCAGCUCUCAAGGUCGUCGAUGUCUCCAAGGGUCUCAAGAAGAAGGCUCUGUAA